AACGAAGCCCGGGGGUGGGGGCCAGCGGUCAGCACACAGGCCUGCGGCCAAGACCGAAACGUUUUCAAAGGACUAAAUGGGGUGGCCCAAGCAAAGGAGGAUCUUUGAACCUGCAGCCUACGUAGGUGGAGGAGAACUUGAUCUCCCGCGGAGGACUGUCUGUCCAGUACUGCACAGUCUCCAGGAUCGAGCGGUCAGGAGGGCCGGAGUGGCAGCCCUAAGGCUUGUGUCAUUUUUGAAUAUUCUCGGAUCAUAUUUUAACUAAAGGGUGGCUGCACGUGACUCCUUUGGAGCCGUCGCUGCGACUUGGGUUUUGAGAACCGAACUCUUUGCCCGGAAAGCACCUUUAUCUGGGACCUGCUUUAUCUUGGAGAUAGCCCUGAGUCAUGCUUUAGAGAGGUGCCCUGUGUGAUGAAGAGCUCACGUGUGGGCUGGUCCAAGCCCGAUGCUCCCCUUUCGCCUUAGUCCCGGAGGACCCACGGGGGCCCUGGGAGUGAAGAAGCCUUGUCCUCCUUGCUCGCCAGUGCUCUUCCCUGGAACCUGGGCCCCUGGAGACUCAGCGCUGGAGCAGAUGGAUAAUGGAGACUGGGGCUAUAUGAUGACUGACCCAGUCACAUUAAAUGUAGGCGGACAUUUGUAUACAACUUCUCUCACCACAUUGACUAGAUACCCGGAUUCCAUGCUUGGAGCUAUGUUUGGGGGAGACUUCCCCACAGCUCGAGACCCUCAAGGCAAUUAUUUCAUUGAUCGUGAUGGACCUCUUUUCCGCUACGUCCUCAACUUCUUAAGAACUUCAGAGUUGACCUUACCCCUGGAUUUUAAGGAAUUUGAUCUGCUGAGGAAAGAAGCAGAUUUUUAUCAGAUUGAGCCCUUGAUUCAGUGUCUCAAUGAUCCUAAGCCUCUGUAUCCUAUGGAUACUUUUGAAGAAGUUGUGGAGCUGUCCAGUACUCGGAAGCUCUCCAAGUACUCCAACCCAGUAGCUGUCAUCAUCACCCAAUUAACCAUCACCACCAAGGUCCAUUCCUUGCUAGAAGGGAUCUCAAACUAUUUUACAAAAUGGAAUAAGCACAUGAUGGACACCAGAGAUUGCCAGGUUUCCUUUACUUUCGGACCCUGUGAUUAUCACCAGGAAGUCUCUCUCCGGGUCCACCUGAUGGAAUACAUCACCAAGCAAGGGUUCACGAUCCGCAACACCAGAGUGCACCACAUGAGCGAGCGGGCCAAUGAGAACACAGUGGAACACAACUGGACUUUCUGCAGGCUGGCCCGGAAGACAGACGACUGAUCUCCACACCUGGGGAAAGUCCUGGAAACUGAUUCUCCAGGAGAUGGAGAGACUGAUUUUUUUUUUAAAAAAUCACAGUGUGGGCUUUUAAAAAACAAUGUAUUUAUUUGAAGGCAUAAGGACCAGAAGGUGUGUUAGCAGACUCUUCUGUUUCGUUCUCUUCACCUGAGUAUGCAUGUGCCUGUUCAGAGCCUCCAGAUACCUUUUUUAUAAAAAGAAGUCUGAAAAUCAUUAUGGUAUAUAAUCUACCCUUAACUGAGCUUUUGUUUUUAUUACAGUGCUAAAAUGAUUUCUGAUUAAAUGGUCCCUAACUUAACUAGAAGGCUAAAAAUACAGGAAUGAAAGAAUAAACAGAAUACUCAUGAUGCCUUUGAAAAAAAUCAAAUCAUCAGGGCGACCUAGUUCCAACCCAGUGAGCAGUAUUGUAAUAUUAAAGGAAAACUUUCAAUCAUUUAAAAGUACUUGUUAAGUACUUCUUUUUACAGUUAUGACAACUGUUUCUUUCUAUGCAUAUAAAUCAAGCAACCAA
Molecule: messenger RNA, 1814 nt
Organism: Sorex araneus (European shrew)
Lineage: Eukaryota; Metazoa; Chordata; Mammalia; Eulipotyphla; Soricidae
Gene: KCTD6
Product: potassium channel tetramerization domain containing 6
Exons: 3
Coding region: 446-1285 (279 amino acids)
Biological process (GO): protein homooligomerization; ubiquitin-dependent protein catabolic process
Molecular function (GO): cullin family protein binding
Source: RefSeq, a predicted model, not a curated record